This is a messenger RNA of Eublepharis macularius, 4776 nucleotides long. It is a transcript of the gene ADAM10, whose product is annotated as ADAM metallopeptidase domain 10. Gene Ontology annotation, molecular function: metalloendopeptidase activity involved in amyloid precursor protein catabolic process. The record is from RefSeq and is a predicted model, not a curated record. Lineage: Eukaryota; Metazoa; Chordata; Lepidosauria; Squamata; Eublepharidae. Bases 217 to 2472 code for a protein of 751 amino acids. The transcript has 16 exons. Gene Ontology annotation, cellular component: synaptic membrane; plasma membrane. Gene Ontology annotation, biological process: membrane protein ectodomain proteolysis; Notch signaling pathway.
GGGAGCGAGCCGGGCGGCGGAGCGGAGCGGAGCGGCCUCUCCCUGAGGGAACGCGGCGGCCGGCCGAAGCGGCGAGGGCGGGCAGGCAGGCGGGCAGCGGGCAGGGCCGACGGAAGGGGCCGCCCGAGGGAGCGCCGCGCCGCCCGCCCGCCCUGCUGCGGGGCGGAUGUGCUGUGGGUAGGGCAGGCGGCGGGGCCGGGGCCUGGCCGGGCGAAGAUGGUGGCGCUGGCGCGGCUCCUCCUGCUGCUGGGCGCCUGGGCCGCCGGGGCCGGAGGUCAAUAUGGAAACCCUUUAAAUAAACACAUAAGACAUUAUGAAGGUUUGUCGUAUGAUGUGGAUUCAUUACACCAAAAACACCAGCGUGCCAAAAGAGCAGCAUCUCACGAAGACCAGUUUUUGCGCUUAGAUUUCCAUGCUCAUGGAAAGCAUUUUAACCUUAGAAUGAAGAGAGACAUGUCCCUCUUUAGCGAUGACUUCAAACUAGAGAUGUCCAAUAAAGUACUUGAUUAUGAUACCUCUCACAUUUAUACGGGGCACAUUUAUGGUGAACAGGGAAGUUUUAGCCAUGGAUCUGUUGUUGAUGGAAGAUUUGAGGGAUUCAUCCGGACUCACACUGGAACCUUUUACAUUGAGCCAGCCGAGAGAUAUAUCAAGGACCGAGCCCUGCCUUUUCACUCAGUCAUGUAUCAUGAAGAUGAUAUUAGAUACCCACAUAAAUAUGGACCACAAGGUGGCUGUGCGGAUCAUUCUGUGUUUGAGAGAAUGAAGAGGUACCAAAUGACUGGUGUGGAAGAGCCAACAAACCAGCAGAAGCCUUCAGAAGAAUCGACCAAUCCUGGCCCUGAGCGGUUAAGAAGAAAGCGAGCCACCCAGGCUGAGAGGAACACUUGCCAGCUCUACAUCCAGACAGACCAUCUGUUCUUUAGAUAUUACGGCACGAGAGAAGCCGUGAUUGCACAGAUAUCAAGCCAUGUUAAAGCAAUUGACACCAUUUACCAGUCAACAGAUUUCUCAGGAAUCCGGAACAUCAGUUUUAUGGUGAAACGCAUCCGAAUCAACACGACGCAAGAUGAGAAAGACCCUUCGAAUCCCUUCCGCUUCCCAAACAUCGGUGUAGAGAAGUUCCUGGAGCUCAAUUCCGAGCAGAACCAUGACGACUACUGCCUGGCCUACGUGUUCACGGACCGGGACUUUGAUGAUGGUGUCCUGGGCCUGGCCUGGGUUGGAGCACCAUCUGGGAGUUCAGGUGGAAUCUGUGAAAAAAGCAAACUUUAUUCUGAUGGCAAAAAGAAGUCCUUAAACACUGGUAUCAUCACUGUUCAGAAUUACGGCUCUCACGUCCCUCCCAAAGUUUCUCACAUCACCUUUGCACAUGAAGUGGGACAUAACUUUGGCUCUCCACAUGAUUCUGGAACCGAAUGUACUCCGGGGGAAUCUAAAAACUUGGGGCAAAAAGAAAACGGCAAUUACAUCAUGUACGCAAGAGCAACAUCUGGUGACAAACUGAACAACAACAAGUUCUCUCUGUGCAGCGUUCGAAAUAUCAGCCAGGUUCUGGAAAAAAAGAGAAACAAUUGUUUCGUUGAGUCUGGCCAGCCCAUCUGUGGGAAUGGCUUGGUGGAGCAAGGAGAGCAGUGUGAUUGUGGCUACAGCGACCAGUGCAGAGACGAGUGUUGCUUCGACGCCAACCAGCCGGAAGAUAAGAAGUGCAAGCUGAGGCCAGGCAAGCAGUGCAGCCCCAGCCAAGGCCCCUGUUGCACAGCUCAGUGUGAAUUCAGGAAACAAGCAGCAAAAUGCCGCAACGAUUCCGAAUGCGCAGAGGAGGGUCGAUGCAACGGCAACUCGUCUUUCUGCCCAACAUCGGCCCCGAAGAAAAACUUGACCGACUGCAAUCGGAAUACGCAAGUCUGCAUUGGUGGCCAAUGUGCCGGCUCCAUCUGCGAGAAAUACGGCUUGGAAGAAUGUACUUGUGCUAGCUCCGACGCAAAGGAUGAUAGAGAGUUGUGCCACGUCUGUUGCAUGGAGAAAAUGCAUCCAGACACGUGUGCCAGCACGGGGUCCGUAAGAUGGAAGGAGCACUUCAACAGCAAAACCCUCACCCUGCAGCCCGGAUCGCCCUGCAACGAGUUCAAAGGGUACUGCGAUGUGUUCAUGAGGUGCCGGUUGGUGGAUGCUGAUGGCCCCUUGGCCAGGCUAAAGAAAGCCAUUUUUAACCCUGAGCUGUAUGAAAACAUUGCUGAAUGGAUUGUGGCCCACUGGUGGGCAGUCCUGUUGAUGGGGAUUGCACUGAUCAUGUUGAUGGCCGGCUUCAUUAAGAUCUGCAGCGUCCACACACCAAGCAGCAAUCCGAAGUUGCCCCCUCCGAAGCCACUUCCAGGCACUUUGAAACGCCGGAGACCGCCCCCAGCAGCGCAGCCUCCCCCUCGCCAGAGGCCCCGAGAGAGCUAUCAGAUGGGCCACAUGAGACGCUGAGCGCUGCUCGUUGCCUUGGUUCUUCCUAGUGCCUACAGUGGGAAAAUUUCACUCCAAAGAAAACCUGCGUCAAGUCACUGUCCCCGGUCUAACUUUCAACGUACAAAGCAGCAGAAGACUAAGGCGGGCAGGAGGUGGGCUUCUCUCCCGGACCCAGCAGCGCAGUUCAGUGUCUGCGUUUUCCUGCCCAAAAGAGAAGCGGCUGAUCUGGCCGCAGGCUUUUCGUAGAGCCUGGAGCACCGUGGUUUUCUCUCCCCUCGGAUCUUCAUGGCUGCCUUUGCUUCACUUGCGGGCAAAUGUGGCUCUCAUGGAACUUCUGUUCACACCCAAAUUAAAGUCUAUAUUUUUCAACUGUCCAGGCUAGGAAGCUAGACCGCCUCAACAUUGGAGACAUUACUUUGCCAGUGUACAUAAAUUGUUAUAUGCAGACAUUGUAUUUCUAAUGUACACCUGUACUUCUGUGUGCAACUGUAAAACAAGAGAAUUGCAAUAUGGGUGUUUCUUUGUAUUAUAAACCUUUUACGCUCUUAAUGAAGAAAUUACUGUUUAAUUGACAUACUCAGGAUAACAGAGGUUGAUGGUGUAUAAAAGUCCAGGAUUCUGUAUUGCUUUAGGCAGGAAUUGUAAAUCAAAUCAAAUUCUUUCUUUUUUUAAAUGUAUCUAUAGUAUGGUCAGAAUUUCUGCAAAUGUUCUUUCUGGACCCAAAAGCCAGAUUGCUUCUCCUGCACAAACCCUCACUGAAACAAAAAAAGCGCCUCAUCCACUUGGAUACGGGGGCCGAAAGGGUGGCUUGCGCAGGAACCGGGCCCUCUGGAUUGGGCCUUUCACCUCGUCACGCCGUUGGCUGUCCUGGGGAUAGCACGAGCCAGGAGGAUUCCCACCAUGGAUUUUUAUAACAACUGUCUGGCUUCUGCGUAAGUAUUUUCAAAAAAGAAAAAUCUUUGCCUAUUCAGUUGGCUAUUUUUUUCGGGCUUCAAUAGAAAGAUACAUCUGUGUUAUAUUUUUGCAAAUGAUUGUAGCUGGUUUUCUUUGAAUAUGCUCUGAUAGUCUUAAUAUGUGGUAAUUAGGUUCCCAACUUUGAAAAACUUGGGAGAGAUGAAAAGCUGUGUUGAUUUUUUUUUUUUUUUUACUGUUAACAAGUAUUUUGGUAACCUCUCAGCAUGAUACUGUUUUUUAAAGGAUAACCACUAUAACAAAUGUAGCAGCAGCAGUUGCUGCUGGAGCCGAAUCAACCUUGUGUCGGCUGGAGAAGGGCCGCAGGGAGCUUUGAAAGGCGGAGGGGGGCUCCCAACAGCACGACGGCCCCCGAGCUUUGAUGACCGGUGUACAUAAUUGGCGUUUUACGAGAGAAAAAUCAAAAGCAAUGUUGCGAUACGCUUACUGCUAUGCAGGACAUGGAAGAGGGCAUUAUUCGAGCUUGUGAUCCACUGCUUCUGUUUUUCCAAAAGCACCAAGCUAAUUAGGAAGCCAAUGGCUAUAAUAAUAUUUCUGGCUUUGCUUCGGAAUCGGAUUGAUUAAGGGUUCAGGCAGGUUUGUGGUUUUAUUUUCUUCUUUUGGUUUUGUUUUCCAAGAGUAUAAGGUUUACACACGCAUUCUCACAAUGUGACGCAAGCCAGCAAGGCCAAAAAUGUUAGAGUACAAUGAGAUCUCUUCCUUGUAAAACUUGUACAGUAUGUGGUGACUUUUUUCAAAAUACAGCUUUUUUGUACAUGGUUUAGAGACAAAUUUUGUACAUGAGAAUUCCCCAGACCAAUAGACUAUAAAUAAUUCUAAAGGAUCUUAACUAGUUGGCAAUCUCUGUAGUUGCUUUUAAACCAUUUUAAAAUACAUUUGGGUUUGCUUUUAUUUUUCAGACUGUGCAAAAACUGAAAGCUAGGUUUGCAUUUCUAAAACAAUGACUUCUAUUCUGCAAGAGUUCUUAGUAACUUCUUGAGUGUGCUAGAUCUUGGAAUGUGUAAAUUCUUUGCUUGUCUUGUUAUCCUGUGGCUCGGGUGACCGGCAGAGAGCUGCCUGCCCUGAUUGAUUUUGGGUCCAAGUAAAAUGUUUUCUGCAAAAGACAAAGUGCACUGAAUUUCUCCACUCUUAAGUCAAAAUGUGGUAAAUUGAAAACAAAAUAUCAAAACAAAUGGCGAUCUAAUACUGCUGUCAGUUUAAUGUCCACUGUGUUUUAUACAGUAUCUUUUUUUUCUGUUCACUUUGGAAAUUUUUACUAAAAAGUUGCAAAAAAAAAUAAAGUAUUGUGCAAAGAAAUGUAAGUUUUUUUGAAACUUGAAAUGCAUUAAUAAAUAGACUUGAUGAAACCAU